AUGGCCACACACUCGCGCUCCCCUAGCUGGAGCCAUGCGCGGUCAACACCGACAGAGUCGUAUUUUCCGAGCUCUGCUCCUCGCUCGGGCGGCGUGCUUAAGCGCCGCUCGAGCGUGAUCCACUCUGCGCCGGCCGUCGAGCCGAUGCUCUCGCUGCCCCAGCACGGCACGACACCCCAACCUAUGAACAUCAACCUUAAAGACUUGAAUUCGGCGGUGGAUGAGUCGAGUGAGUUCGGCGGUGGUGCGCCGCCGAGCCCUAGCACGCUCACCGACAUAAUCCUCACGCUGCAUGCCUCCCUGUACGGCGCAAAACGGAGCGUGGACGAGAUCCGCGAGAUGGUCUGGCGCUACUAUGACGGCGAUGCGGUGUUUGACAGCCCGCUUGUCUCGGUGCAUGGUCGCAACCGGAUCGUGAACCAGUUUAUCCUCGCAUUUGCCGUCCCCGGCAUAGAGGUCCGCUCCGAGCUCCGCGAUGUGAUCUGCAGCGAUUUUGAGUUUGACGGGACACGCGCGGGUAUCAUUGACCAUACCAUCACUGUCUCUUUUCUUCCAAACCUCUUCCGUUCUCGUCGGUCGGAACAAGGCGGAAACGGGCUCUUUACACCGGGCCCGCUGAUGAGCCAGGGCAGCAUAACCCCACACCCCUUUGCCAACUAUGCGACUCCGACGACUGCGGAAGGCAGCGGCUUUUCGCGCGCGCGUUCUAUGGGUUUCAGCUCUGCAAUGAGCCCCGCGACGCCCGCGACGCCCUUCCAGCGCACCGGGUCGUUUAGUGGCGGCGGAUGGGGCUCGCGGCCGCGUACGCCUGGCUCGCAGGAGCUCGGUGUGCACCUGACGCGGCAGCCGAGCGACAUGUCGCCGCUCCCGAGCGGGGCCGACGAGGGGGUGUUUGGCUCGACGCCAAAGAGUGCCGAGCCCAUAUCCCUCGACACGACCGGCAUGCCGCCCAGCACGAGCCGCGACUCGGUGGCGACUCCCGCGCCGAUGAUUGAUACGCACCCCGCGAUGCCCAUCGAUGCCGGCAUACCCCACUGGUCUGCGCCUCAGGGUCUUGGCCGCAGCACAAUGUGGAUUCUGUUGUACAACCUCAUUUCGCCGGGGCGCACGCUCCGUUCGAUCUUUUCGGUGGAACUGCGUUUGCUGAGCCGCCUCGAGUUUAACGAAGCAGGUCGGAUUGUCCGCCACGAAGAUUCGUGGAGCAUGCGCGAGCUAAUUGAUGGCUUUUUCCCGUUCCUGUCUUUGUUCUACAACCUUGAGCGCGCCGCCCCCAUUGACCAGCGUGCCGCUUCGAGUGUGCAGGCCUCCUCGAGCAGCGCUGGUCGUCACCACGCCAAGAGCACCAACGCCCACCGCAUCAGCUACGGCACCGUGCACAACGGCAAGACUACCGAGCAGAACUAUGGCUCGGGCAGCUCGUCGAACUCGAGCCCCAUUGAGGGCACGGAUAACGGUGGUGUCCGCCACGGCCGCCAGGCGAUUGCCAACGGCGCCGCCGUGCCCCAGGGCACCACUGGUUCGUCGGGUUCGUCGGGCUCCUCGGGCCAGUCCUCCUCGCAGGAGUCGGCCGUCAGCGCGGCGCUUGCGCAGAUGGCCGGUUCGCAGGGCUCGCAGGGCCAGCAAUACCCCAACGGCCACCUCGCCAGCACUGUGCCGUCAAUGGACAACCUGAACAGGCUGAACCGUGAGCGCAUGGCCUCGCAGAUUCAGUCGCAAGCGGCGACCAUGAACCUGAACCAGCAGCAGGCGUCGUCCAUCUCGGGCAUCGUCGAGAAUCUCGCUGGCACUUCGACUGGCCACGGUCACCACCGUACCGCGCAGUCGAACAGCCAGACGAGUGCUGCGACUGGUUCGGGCUCGCGUCACCGCAAUGCGGCGAACGCGCAGCAGACCUCGGCGGCUGCCUCGGGCGCUUCUUCCUCGAAGAAGCACCACAAGCACCACAAGUCGAGCUCGGCUGCGGCGACCGGCUCUGCCUCGGGUUCGGCCUCGGGUGCCUCCUCGGCGGCGACCUCGAGCAAGAAGAAGCACCACAAGAGCAAGUCGUCGUCCGGCUCCCCUUCGUCGAGCGCCUCGAGCUCGGCGACGGACUCGGCUUCGUCGAGCUCGGCGGCGCCUACUUCGAGCGCGACUGACACAGCGGCCUCUUCGUCGGACUCUACUGACAGCAGCUCCAGCAGCGCCAGCUCGGACGCGGCGCCUUCGAGCACCGACGGCGGCGACUCGACGGCUCCUGUGCUCGACAGCGACCCCGCGGCCGCGGCCCGCAAGCGCUCUAUGCACGCUUCGAGCAGCAGCAGCAACUCGAGCUCGACCCCGAGCGUUCGCCGCUGCCGCAAGAAGGCGCACAAGACUGCUUCGGCCAGCGGUGCCCACCCGUCGCACGCGGUGAUCGUGUCGCAGGGCAGCUCGGCGGACUUUGACUUUGUGCGCACGCAGUCGGACAGCUCGCGCCACCACUCGCGCAACUAA
Molecule: messenger RNA, 2472 nt
Organism: Malassezia japonica
Lineage: Eukaryota; Fungi; Basidiomycota; Malasseziomycetes; Malasseziales; Malasseziaceae
Exons: 3
Coding region: 1-2472 (823 amino acids)
Source: RefSeq, a predicted model, not a curated record